UUACAUCUUAGCAGUUACAUGUAUCAUUGUCAGUAACUAUCGGAUUAUUACAUAACCUGGAUUAUUCCGAAUUAUUUAAAAAAAUAUAUCACUAAAAAGCAUUUUUGGUAUUAUGUGAAAGUGUUUUGGUGUGUUUUAACUCACGCUGGCAAAUAAAGCCACUUUUCUACCAGGAUUAUUCAUUUACCUGCACUAGAAACCUGAGACAAACCCAGCCACAGUUCCAUACAAAAGAAGGUGGAAAACCGUAAACUUUUCACAUUAGAUGAUGUCACUUGAGAUUUAUGAAUUCCCUUUUAUGACACUGUAAAUCAGAUUGUGUUUAUUCAUUAACUGCAGGGAACAAAACUUGUUUGUGAGUGGCUGGAACGUGGUGUGAUUAAAGGAAUGAAUCCUUUAUAAAGAGAAAGAGAAGCAGAGGCAGGACAUAACACUGAGGUGAGAACACCUGGAGAACAACUGGGAAAGACCAACAGCUUUUUUCAAAACAUCAACAUGAAGACCAUCCUUUCACUCGCUCUUCUCUUGACCGCUCUCUGCCUGGUCUCUGAGGCUGUCCAAGUCCAGGAUGGAGAAUAUUCCUUCUCAUCUGAAUCGGUGAAGGUUCUUCAGCACCUGAUGGACAGCGGCGCUGUCCCCAAGCAGCAGAAUCCUCGCCUAGUCAAGACCAGCUACAGUGCAGUUUGUGGAAACCCAACGCUGCCUCAGGAGUUUACAGGGCUCUGUCAUAAAAGUGGCUCUGCCCUGGUCUUCUCCAGGCUAGCUGCAGUGCCUAUGGAUGUGUGUGAAAUCUGUGCUUUCGCUGCCUGUACUGGUUGCUAGACAUCAUUACUACUUGUAAAGGAAUGUCUUUUUCCAUGCACACAAGUGGUAACAGACUGUUUUGGAACUGUUACAUGUUUAAAAGCACAUGUGUAAUGCCUCUUAGUCUGAAAAUUUGAUAAACUGGUAUUUUUUUUUUAUUUGUUACAGCAUGUUUAUUUAUCGAUUUGAUGUAGUCCUAUUGUUCAAUUUCUGUUUCUCUGUGUCUUGUGGUUGCAUAGUCUUAUGUUCAUCAGUGCCUUAAAUGUGCACUAAAACACUUUCUGAAGUAUCAUGUCUUGAAGCUGUUCUUGUAAGGGUGACGAAUAUAGUUAAUAUCAAUUAAUAUUAUACAAAUGCUUCCAUUGAGCUAACAUGAUUUCUUCACAAUCUGUGUUACCUGUGUAAUAAUAAUUGUAAUUUCCAAACACAAUCAUACUUUUCAUUGGGGAAAAGAAAUAAUAAUAAUAAAUAAUAAAUAAUAAUAAAUGG
Messenger RNA from Ictalurus furcatus (blue catfish), 1293 nucleotides. Its product is annotated as guanylin-like. Gene Ontology annotation, cellular component: extracellular region. The transcript is spliced from 3 exons. NCBI's taxonomy places the organism in Eukaryota, Metazoa, Chordata, Actinopteri, Siluriformes, Ictaluridae. Gene Ontology annotation, molecular function: guanylate cyclase activator activity. The coding region runs from base 496 to 822 and encodes 108 amino acids. The record is from RefSeq and is a predicted model, not a curated record.